Molecule: messenger RNA, 6258 nt
Organism: Onthophagus taurus
Lineage: Eukaryota; Metazoa; Arthropoda; Insecta; Coleoptera; Scarabaeidae
Source: RefSeq, a predicted model, not a curated record
AUGGUUGAGAUGGGAUCAUCAAGUUUACUUCAUAUGGGUGAUAUCGUUUCCCUUUAUGCAGAAGGGAACGUUAGUGGGUUUUUAAGUACUUUAGGGUUAGUCGAUGACCGGUGUGUUGUUUGCCCGGAUGCAGGAGAUUUAGCAACACCACCAAAAAAAUUUAGAGAUUGUUUAUUUAAAAUAUGUCCUGCAAAUCGGUAUUCUGCACAAAAACAAUUUUGGAAAGCCGCAAAACAAAGUAUGGGCUCGAAUACAGAUGCAAAUCUCUUAAAACGUUUACAUAUCGUUAACGAUUCUGUUAAAGCUGAAGGUGGCGUUCUGAGAACAAUCGGAGAUAUGGGCGCUGUAAUGUCAUCGUUUGCAUUAGGACCCGUUGGGCGAUCCGUUGUUUCCACUAAUUCUAAUCAGCACAACAAAAACACUCAGUAUUUAAAAGAGUAUCCUUUAGUUAUGGAUACGAAAUUAAAAAUUAUCGAAAUAUUACAGUUUAUUUUGGAUGUAAGACUAGAUUUUCGAAUUAGUUGUUUAUUAAGUAUUUUUAAACAAGAAUUUGAUGAGUCGGAAAAAAAUUCCGGUGACUCGUUACAACUUGGUCAAAAAAAUAUUGAUUUAGAAUUGAUUGGAAGUCAAGCUGAAGGAAUUUUUGGUAGCACCAAAGAAUGCACUGAAUUAGAUCUUGAUGGGCACGGUGGACGAACAUUUUUACGCGUUUUAUUGCACUUAACGAUGCAUGAUUACCCGCAGCUAGUUUCCGGUGCUCUACAUUUAUUAUUUCGCCACUUUAGUCAAAGACAAGAAGUAUUGCAAGCUUUCAGACAAGUACAACUGUUAGUUUCCGAUAGCGAUGUUGAGUCUUACAAACAAAUUAAAGUUGAUUUGGAUGUUCUGCGUCAAUCAGUUGAAAAAUCAGAACUUUGGGUCUAUAAAUCAAAAUGUGUGGAAGAUCACGCGGCAUCUGAAACUAAAAAGAACAAGGAAGAAGAAGAAGAAGUUACUCCAAGAAAAUCACCUCCUGUGCUAAGUUCGAUUGAAAAGAAAGGUUCUGCAAUUAAUUUAGACGUUGGGCCACCUUUACAUCCAGAUCAAGCGGAUGAAUACAAAAAAAUUCAACAAAUUUUGAUUCGUAUGAAUAAAUUAUGCGCUCAAGGGGUUACUGGAACGAUGAAACCAAGAAAACACGAACAACGUCUUCUUAGGAACGUUGGGGUACACACAGUUGUCUUGGAUUUAUUACAAAUCCCUUACGAUGAAAAAGAAGAUGUGAGAAUGAACGAACUAAUGCGACUGGCACACGAAUUUUUACAAAACUUUUGUUUGGGAAACCAACAAAAUCAAGUAUUAUUGUAUAAACAUUUGGAUUUGUUUUUAAACCCCGGGAUCAGAGAAGCUCAAACCGUUUGCUCAAUAUUCCAAGACAACCACACUUUGUGCAAUGAAGUCAACGAAAAAGUCAUACAACAUUUUGUGCAUUGUAUUGAAAGCCAUGGGCGUCACGUGCAAUAUUUAAAAUUUUUACAAACUAUCGUUAAAGCUGAGAAUCAAUUUAUACGAAAGUGUCAAGAUAAAGUUAUGCAAGAGUUGAUAAAUGCCGGUGAAGACGUUUUAGUUUUUUAUAACGAUAAAGCAUCAUUUAAUCAUUUCAUUGAGAUGAUGCGUUCAGAACGUCAUAGCAUGGAUGAAGGAAGUCCUCUUCGUUACCAUGUUGAGCUUGUAAAACUUCUUGCUUGUUGUACAAUGGGCAAAAAUGUGUAUACGGAAAUAAAAUGUCAUAGUUUACUCCCAUUAGAUGAUAUUGUGGCGAUGGUAACUCAUCGAGAUUGUAUUCCAGAGGUGAAAGAAGCCUAUGUGGGUUUUUUAAAUCAUUGUUACAUCGAUACAGAAGUUGAAAUGAAGGAAAUUUACACCUCAAAUCAUAUGUGGAGUUUGUUCGAAAAUUCUUUUCUUGUUGAUAUGGCCGAUAUUGCGACUGCACCUCAUGAUCGCAAACAUCCGGAUAAGGCUUUAGAAAAUUAUGUUACUAAUGGUGUUAUGAAUAUUAUUUCGACGUUUUUUAGUAGUCCAUUUUCUCAUCAAAGCACUACAGUACAGAAACAUCUGCAUGAAGCGAGGGUUUUUUGGAGCGAUUCCGCAAUCGACGACUGCGAUCCUUUUUCGGUAAACGGCCCGUUAAAGUACGCGCCGUUUCCACAAAACACCCGUCAACCAAUUUUUGUGCAACUUUUACAAUCCGCCUUCAGAGUAACCCAAUGCCCUUGGUUAUCAGCGUCUCAAAGAUUCAAUGUUGAAAAUUGUAUACGUACUUUAUCUGAAGUCGCGAAAAAAAGAGGAAUAGCAAUACCAUUAGAUUUAGAAAGUCAAGUGGUAGCAAUGUUUAAUAAAGCAACGAUUUUAUCAAAACAAACCAGUAAAUGGUUACACGCCUCGAAAAGCCCAAAAAUCGAACGUUCUCAAUCGCAAUUAAUGAGAUUAGACCGCAGUAUUAUCGAAGGCUUGCAAGAUAUCGUCUCAUUACUGGAGGAUCAAUUAAAACCGUUGGUCCAAUCUGAGUUGUCUUUGCUGGUCGACGUUUUAUACAGACCAGAAUUAUUGUUUCCACCCGGAACGGAGGCGCGAAAAAAAUGCGAAAGCGGCGGAUUCAUUUGUAGGUUAAUAAAGCACACCGAAAAACUUUUAGAGGAGAAAGAAGAUAAGCUCUGCGUGAAGGUUUUAAAGACGUUGCGCGAAAUGAUGGCUAUUGAUCCUGAUUAUGGCGAAAAGGGUGAAAAAGUUAUUAAAAAUGAAGCGGGUGAAGUAUUACGUAAUAGUUUAUUAGCACGUUAUUUCGGAAAAUCCUUUAUUUUAAAACACGAAACCUUCGAUAUUAACACUUUUAAAUAUUCAACAUCAAUGCACGGUCCUGGAGCAAAAAUACUAAGUAGAGCCGGUCGUACUUUACACGAAGUACAAACUCACCUUGAUAAAGAGGGCGCGUCAAAUCUCGUGGUUGAAUUAGUUAUAAAAUCAGUGCAUUCUCCUUCGAUAUUUGAGGAGGCGAUUUUGUUAGGGAUUGCGCUUUUAGAAGGGGGUAAUCCGAUUAUACAAAAAAGCAUGUAUAAAAAAUUAUUACGCGGCGAAUUUAGUCAAUCGUUCUUUAAAGUGUUUUAUGAAAAAAUGAGGGAUGCCCAACAAGAAAUUAAAUCAACGGUAACCGUAAACACCUCCGAUAUGACGGUAAAAGCUCACGAUGAUAAACAAGACACUAAAGAAUCCGAUAAAUUAAACAGAAAAUACCCAAAUAAAACGAACGGUAUUUCAAUAAGCGACGAUUUAAGGGAGCAAUUAAAUAGGGCUGCUGAAUCAACGGGGAUGAGUUACGCUCAUGUUAGAAACAUAACAGCGGGAGACGAAAACGGGGCUGUUCCAACCGGGGCUAUAUCAACAUUCGAAGAUUUAUUAGCAGAAAAAUUAGAGCGACACCGAGAACAAGACGACCAAAACGUCUUAUCAACUAAAGUACUUAUAAUGCAACCAAUUUUAAGAUUUUUACAACUACUUUGCGAAAACCACAAUUCAUCACUACAAAACCUCUUAAGAAACCAAAAUAAUAAAACUCAUUACAACUUAGUAUCCGAAACUCUCCUAUUUCUCGAUUGUAUUUGUGGUUCAACAACCGGUGGUUUAGGACUUUUAGGUCUUUACAUAAACGAAAAUAACGUUGCUUUAAUAAACCAAACGUUAGAAACGCUCACGGAAUAUUGCCAAGGGCCAUGUCAUGAAAACCAAAAUUGUAUAGCAACGCAAGAAUCGAACGGCCUCGAUAUUAUAACCGCUCUCAUUUUAAAUGAUAUUAACCCUUUAGGAAAAUCUCGAAUGGAUCUUAUUUUAGAGUUGAAAAAUAACGCCUCAAAAUUGUUACUUGCCAUCAUGGAAAGUCGUGGAGAUACUGAAAACGCCGAAAGAAUAUUGUUUAACAUGAACCCAAAACAACUCGUCGAUGUCGCUUGUAAAGCAUUCCAUCAAGAAGCUUUAGAUGACGAUGACGACGAUGAUAACGGAAGCGAUAACGGAGUUUCACCUCGCGAUGUCGGACAUAACAUUUACAUAUUAUUUUAUCAACUAGCCCAACAUAACAAAGAUUUAGCGGCUCUUUUAAAACCGACAGAUCCGGCUACGGACCAAAAAACGGCGGACGCGUUGAGAUUUUAUGAAAAACGUACAGCUCAAAUAGAAAUUGUCCGACAAGAUCGUACAUUGGAGCGUAUCGUUUUUCCUAUUCCUGAAAUUUGCGAGUACAUUACAGAAGACACCAAAGGUAAAGUACUUAAUACCGUCGAAAAAGACGAUCAAGGUUCGAAAGUUUGCGAAUUUUUCGAACGAACCGAUUCGAUGUUUAACGAAAUGAAAUGGCAGAAAAAACUUAGGGGACAAUCGAUUUUGUAUUGGGUCAGCAAUUACAUGUCACUUUGGAGUAAUAUAUUAUUUAAUUGUGCCGUACUUAUCAAUUUAAUUAUGGCUUUGUUUUAUCCUUUUGAUAAUCCAUUACCAGAAUUAGGAUCAACAAUGUCGGGUAUAAUUUGGAUAACAAUGGUGACAGCAGCGGGUAUAGUAUUUAAGCUACCUCGUGAGCCGGGUAUUAGGACAUUAGUCGCAUCUACAAUUCUACGGCUUAUAUUUUCGCUCGGCCCAGAAUCAACGUUGAUAGUUCUUGGUACUUUAACGGUGCUUCUCAAAGGUAUUCAUUUAUUUAGCAUCAUGGGAAAUCAUGGGACGCACACUAAACCUGUUCAUAAGAUCGUCACCGAUGCUGAACUUUUAUAUCAUAUGGGUUACCUUAUAUUUUGUAUAUUAGGAAUCGUUAUAAAUCCAUUCUUUUAUUCUGUUUUGUUAUUCGAUGUUGUUUAUCGCGAAGAAACUCUUCUCAACGUAAUCCGUUCCGUAACAAGAAACGGACGUUCCAUCGUUUUAACGGCCGUUUUAGCGUUAAUACUCGUCUACAUGUUCUCAAUAAUCGGUUACAUGUUUUUCAAGGACGAUUUCUUACUCAACGUCGACGAAGAUCCUGUUAGUAAUUCAACGGAUGGGGAGAAAGGUGAAACGAAAGAGAGAGCUUGCGAUUCAUUGAGAAUGUGCAUCUUGACCACUCUUAACCAAGGGUUGAGAAAUGGAGGUGGAAUCGGGGAUAUAUUGCGUGCUCGGAGCAGCACGGAAGCGCUUUUUGUAGCCCGGGUUAUUUACGAUCUCCUUUUCUAUUUUAUCGUCAUCAUUAUAGUACUUAAUCUUAUUUUUGGUGUCAUCAUCGAUACAUUCGCCGAUUUAAGAUCGGAAAAACAACAAAAGGAACUUACAUUAAAAAAUACGUGCUUUAUUUGCGGAUUAAAUCGUUCUGCAUUUGAUAAUAAAACUGUAAGUUUUGAACAACAUAUCAAAGGUGAACACAAUAUGUGGCAUUACCUUCACUUCAUAGUAUUGAUAAAAGUGAAAGAUCCGACGGAAUUUACGGGUCCAGAAAGUUAUGUAUCAUCGAUGGUAAAAGCAUCGAAUUUGGAAUGGUUUCCACGAAAACGUGCAAUGUCUUUGGCUUCGGUGGAAGGGGAUGGCGAGCAAAUUGAAUUGCGCAGUCUUCAGCAACAACUAGAAACGACGCAAGUGUUGGUGCAAACUUUAUCGCAACAAUUGAUGGAGUUAAAAGACCAAAUGGCGGAACAACGGAAGCAAAAGCAAAGGAUUGGGUUGUUGAAUUCUGCGUCGGCAUUGUUUCAAACGCCAAAUAUAUCGUAGGUUAUUAGUAGAUGUAUCUAGAGUAUCUAGAAUAUGGAAUUCUAUGAUGAUGGAGUUGUUGUUGUAGUUCUCAGUAAAACUUAAAUGAAUCUCUUUAUCUUAAAAAAUUCUUUUUAUAAGAAUACUCAAAAAAAACUCUUGGCGUUGUACUAAAAGAAGAUAAAAACAAAUCGAUCUUAAAAAUAUCUCAUUUUUUGCUUUUUAAGAAAACUUUUUCAAAAAAAGACAAACUUAUUUCUAGAUUUAUGUUGUGAAAUAGGAAAAAAACACAUUUUGAAACCGUUUACUAAUCGUACUUUUUAUUACCAAUUGUUAAAUACUUUCAUAGUCUUUAAAAUGUACUUUAACAAUCCAAAUUGUAUUGUUUUUUUUUAUUGUUACAGUUAUGUACAAUGGUUAAUACACUAGGUUAAUGGUUGUAUAUUUGAAUUUAUUGUAAAUGUUUAUUUGAAUUUGUUAAACAAUUUGAUGUAUUGGAAAUGUAGCAAUUUCACUAUUAUA